Cornus florida is the source of this 708-nucleotide messenger RNA. RefSeq names its product AAA-ATPase At2g18193-like. The record is from RefSeq and is a predicted model, not a curated record. The transcript has a single exon. Bases 1 to 708 code for a protein of 235 amino acids. Lineage: Eukaryota; Viridiplantae; Streptophyta; Magnoliopsida; Cornales; Cornaceae.
AUGUCCUCAGCCAUGUCCAAUCUGUUAUCGGCCUGCGCCUCAUUGGCUGGUUCUCUGGUGCUGAUUCGUACCUUGGCCAAAGAAAUCCCGGACCCUGUUUGGUCUUACCUCGAUUCAGGCAUUCGCUACCUCUUCACACCAAACUCAAAUCAACAAACCAUCGUCAUCGACCAGCAUUGCUGCGGAUUCUCCUUCUCCCCCAACCAAAUCUAUGAUGCCGCCGAGAUAUACCUCCGCGACAAGAUCAGCCCCUCCACCAAACGAUUCAAAGUCACCCAGCCACCCAAACAGAAGAAUCUCAACGUCGCUAUCGAAAAGUCACAAGAAUUGUUCGACAAGUACGAAAACAUCAAUCUCAAAUGGAGAUUGGUCACGGUCGACUCCCAAUCCCAAUUACUCGUUGGUCAACCCGCUGUUGAAAAGCGAUCCUUGGAGCUCCGUUUCCACAAGAAGUUCAAAGAUAGAGUACUCGACGACUACUUGCCUUCCGUUUUGAAAAAAAGCGAGGAAAUCAAGGACGGGAAUAAGGUAGUGAAACUUUAUACCCCGAGUGGCGGUCAAGUUCCUGGUCUCGGAGGAGGAGCUUGGGGAUCGAUCAUUCUGGACCAUCCGGCGACGUUCGAUACGUUGGCAAUGGAACAGGAGAUGAAGAAAAUGAUAGUAGAUGAUUUGGACAGGUUCGUGAAGAGGCUUGGCUUGACUCGUUAA